Messenger RNA from Funneliformis mosseae, 348 nucleotides. Lineage: Eukaryota; Fungi; Glomeromycota; Glomeromycetes; Glomerales; Glomeraceae. The record is from the annotation of a GenBank genome assembly.
AUGACUUUAAUUUCACAGGCAAAAAGCCUCUUUCCACCCUUAAUUCUUUAUCGUAAAAUUUUACGUUCUCAUCGGUCGUUACCACCAUCAUUACGAUCAAUUGGUGAUAAUUAUGUUAAAGCUGAAUUCAGACGUCAUAAGGACAUUACAAACCCUAUUCACAUUGUGGGAUUUCUUGAUCAAUGGCAAGCUUAUUUGGAUGUAUUAGAAACUCAAAUAAAUUCCGCCAAAUCAGAAAAUAUUACAACGUAUGGGAAGAAAAUUGAUUCGGAUAAAUUAGAAAGAUUUAAUGAUCAACAACUUGGUCAAUUAUAUGAGUUGCGAAAAGAAGCUAAAGCUCAUUUGUAA